Messenger RNA from Penicillium taxi, 4236 nucleotides. RefSeq names its product DNA repair ATPase SMC5. The record is from RefSeq and is a predicted model, not a curated record. The transcript has 6 exons. Gene Ontology annotation, cellular component: Smc5-Smc6 complex. The coding region runs from base 1 to 4236 and encodes 1411 amino acids. Gene Ontology annotation, biological process: double-strand break repair via homologous recombination. Lineage: Eukaryota; Fungi; Ascomycota; Eurotiomycetes; Eurotiales; Aspergillaceae. Gene Ontology annotation, molecular function: ATP hydrolysis activity; ATP binding.
AUGUCGUCCCGUAGUUCUGUUUCAAGUUCUGCUCUUGCCGGUCAACGUUUGAGUGACGAUGAUGCUAGUGAACGUUGGAAAUCAACGAAGUCCUCAUCCUUGAAAAACAACCACGAAUACAUGAGCCCCGCAGAGGAUAUUGAUGAUAACAAUGACGAUGACGAUGACGAAGAUCAAAGUAGUGAAACUAGCAGCCAGGACAAAUCGGCCAUCGAUGAUAAUGAAUCAACUCUCGAAUCUCGUGGGUUGACUAGCAAAAGUACUCAUCUGAGCUCGCGUCCAAGCGCCACAGAAGAGUUGUCAUCAAGCGACGAAGAAGAUAGAGAAAUGAACGAUGCAGCCGAUGAGUCAACACAAGCGUCCCAAUCUCGAGAUAGAAUCAGCAAAAGUUCUCGCGCCCCCAAUGACACUUUAUCAAACGACGACGAAGAUGAAGAAAUGAGCGAAGCAACCAAUGAGUCCACACGAGCAUCUCAAUCCCGAGGAAUGAUCGGGGGCUCUCGCACAACUGUACCGAGUGUCCCAAGAAGGAAUAAAUCACCAAGUGGACGCUCGCGCCUGAGUAUUGCUCAGGGCGAAGGACCCGGCGAAUUAAAUUACGAGCAUCCUAGUGAUAUGGACGUGAGCCCGGCUGAAGUCUUCAACCCGCGGGCAUCAGCUAGCAAGCGGUCGCACCUAAGCGCCAUCCAGGGUGAAGACACGUCAGAAGACGAAUCAACACAUUCCAAUGGAUCUGCAAGAACAGCCGCAACCCAAAUUUCCGAGGCUCGAGGAUCUAACAGCAAGCGCCCGCGCCUAAGUUACUCACAACCUGGAGAGAGCGAGCACGCAGAUAGUAAUGAUGGAGAUGAAGAUGGCGAGUCGAGCGAUUCAAGUGAAGCCGUUGAAAACUCGGCUCGGGCCUCUCGUCCGCGAGCUACUGUAACUGAGGGAGUUGGCCCUGGUGGCUACAAGGCGGGAGCUAUUGUGCGCAUCAAGGUCACAAAUUUUGUGACCUAUACAUCCGCUGAGUUUUUCCCUGGCCCGAAGCUGAAUAUGGUCAUUGGUCCAAACGGAACAGGAAAAAGUACACUGGUCUGCGCAAUCUGUCUCGGUCUUGGAUGGGGUCCUAAGCAUUUGGGACGCGCUAAAGAUCUGGGUGAAUUUGUGAAGCACGGUUGCCAAGAAGCCACAAUCGAAAUCGAACUUGCUGGUCAGCCAAAACUACCUCGAAAUGUAGUGAUCCGUCGGAACAUCAAAAAAGAUGGAAACCGGAGUUCAUUCACAGUGGACAACAAACCGUUUGCUCAUGCACAGGUUCUGAAGCUCGCGCAGGGAUUCGCGAUCCAGGUCGACAAUUUGUGUCAGUUUUUGCCUCAGGAUAAAGUUGCAGAGUUCGCUGGCCUCACACCCAUCGAGCUUCUAAAUUCCACCCAAAGGGCAGCGGCCGGAGAAGAAAUGGUUAAUUUGCACAGCCAACUAAUGAAUCUGAGAAGCGAGCAAAAGAAACUCCAAAUGGACAACACCACCGAUAAGGAGACGUUAAAGAACUUGGAAGAUCGACAGGAAAUGGCGAGACCUGAUGUUGAAAGAAUGCAACAAAGGGUUCUCAUUGAGCUCAAAAUCGAGCUUUUAGAACUUCUACGCCCGUUUCCAGUGUACAAGGAUUGGCAUCGAAUGAACGUGAUACUCAAAGAACGCAGAGACCAAACAAAUGCCGAGUGGGAAACGCUGAAGAAAGAGAUUGAACCAUCUGUACGCGCAGUUGGAGCCAAAACCAAAUAUGUUAAUCAAAUCAAAGGCUUCAUGCAAUUUCAAAGGAAGCAGGUUGAAGAGUUGUCCAAGACAGCCCAGACUCGCGACGAAAGAAUCAACAACUUGGAAGCUUCAAUCAAAGACCUCGAGGAUCAGAUAGCCGCUGAAAAGGUCAGGAACAAGAAGGACAAGACCGAAGAGUUGAAUAUAAAUCAAAACAUCGUUAGGCUGAAGCGGCAACGUGGGGAAGUCGUUGAGUUCGAUCCCGACUAUUACAACGAGCAGCUGAGGGAGAAAACGCGGGAGAAACGCGAGGUCGAAUCCCAGGCCGCAGAGAUUCAGUCUCGGCGAACACCAUUGAAUGACAAAAUCCAAGAACUUGAACGUGUGAAGGGUCAGGCUCAAGCUGAAUUGGACAAUCUCAAUUCCAAGUCAGGCCAACAGGAAGCCAAGCUGGCCGCUUUGUCUAGAGACUCAUUGAAAGCAUACCGAUGGUUACUUCAAAACCAGGACAAAUUCGAAAAAGAGGUUUUUGGUCCAGUCGUGGUCACCUGUUCAGUCAAGGAUCCCAAGUAUUCUGAUGCUGUGGAAAAUCUGCUUAACAGAAGUGACAUGACGGCAUUCACAACUCAAAGCUUGAACGACUUUCGAACUCUGCAGAAAGCCCUCAAUGUGGAUAUGAAGCUUCACGACAUCAGCAUAAGGACAUCUACUCUGACGCUGAACGACAGGGCUUUGCAACCCCCGAUCUCAACAGAGCAACUCCAGGAGCUUGGGUUUGAUGGAUGGGCGCAUGAUCUCAUUAGUGGCCCCGAGCCUGUUAUUGCGAUGCUUUGCAGUGAGAAGGGGGCAAGUCAGACCCCAGUAAGUUCGCAAGAUAUUUCAGACGAGGCCUUCGAUAGGUUGGAGAGUGGAUCCGUUCAUGGUGUCAAUAUUUGGAUGGCCGGUCGCAAGUUAUACCAAGUCACCCGACGUAAGGAGUACGGUGACAAGGCCAAGUCAACCAAGGUUCGCGACCUCAGGCCUGCCAAGUCUUGGACAUCAAAGCCUGUCGAUGCUUCUCAUAAACAGCAGUUUCUGGAUACCAUCCGGGCCUGUGAGGCCGAAGAAGCCGAUAUUAAAAUAAAUCUUCGUGCAGAAGUCGAAGCAAUGACAGAACUACGGGCUACGCGUGAUCGACUGGAUAGCGAAAUGGAAGAAAUUCAGGAAGAAAAGAACGAAAAGCAAACUGCACACACACAUGCCCGAGCUAUUCCUGAGAAAAUCGUCCAGCUAGAAGAAAAGAUUAAAGAUAUUGAGGCCCGCAGACAAGGAGUGAGGGAUAAGGUACGAGGCCUUCGCGUCCAGCAGGAUGAGAUUCAUAUCCAGAAGGCUGAAGCUACCAUUGAAUAUGCCAAUGCCGUCAGAGAGCUUCAAUCAGCAUAUGAGGAACUAGUGCGAGUAGAAGUUCGUCAUCUGGAAGCGCAAUCCGAUCUUUCAGCUCUUGUACAGAAGAACCAUGAUAAUGGAGUACUACUUGGCCAAAAGGUCAGUGCGGCGGAACAUGCUUUGAACGAAUUCCAAGCAUCUGUCGAGAAAGGAAGGACGGUGAAGCGAGAGGCGAAGCAAGCCGUGCAGCAGGCAAAGGCACGAGACGGAGGCCCAGAAGUUUUCGAGACAAUGGGCUCCGAGGAUUACAACGUCGACAUGUUCAAUGCCGAUCUUGAUUCCGAGAGAGCGCGCUUGGAGCUGACCCACGGAGGCAGCGCCAGCAUGAUCAAAGAAUUUGAGACGCGUGAUAGGCAGAUUCAGAAACUGCGUGACAAGCUUACUGGGUUCGAAAGUACGCUGUCCAAUCUCCAAGAGGGAAUCGAUGAGGUUCGUGCAGUAUGGGAGCCGAGAUUGGAUGCUCUCAUCAGCAAGAUCAGCGAUGCCUUUGGUGAUUCCUUUGCCCGCAUUGGCUGUGCUGGACAGGUCGGCCUUGACAAGGUAGAAUCACCCCCUGGUCCAAAUGGCGAGCCCGGUGGUGUUGAAUUCGACCAGUGGUCUAUCCUAAUCCACGUCAAAUUCCGAGAGAAUGAGAAUCUGUCAAUCUUGGAUUCUCAUCGCCAGUCCGGUGGUGAGCGAGCCGUCAGCACCAUUUUCUAUCUGAUGGCACUGCAGUCUCUCUCCGCAUCGCCCUUCCGAGUAGUUGACGAGAUCAACCAGGGUAUGGACCCCCGCAAUGAACGUAUGGUCCACGGUCGACUUGUGGACAUUGCAUGCGCAUCGACUGAGGAAGAAUUUGACGAGGAUGGCAAUUCCAUCGGAGGCGGAGGCGGUGGUCAGUACUUCUUGAUCACACCUAAGCUUCUCAACGGCCUGUCCUACAAGAAGGGUAUGAAGGUGCUGUGCAUCUUCAGUGGCGAACACAUGCCAGAGGAUUACCGUAAGCUAGAUUUCGGCAAGGCCGUCCGCACCAUGCACGGGAUUAGACGCAGGAGCCAGGGACAAGUGAUGCGCAAUGUUGGUGUUGCCGCGUGA